Jaminaea rosea is the source of this 420-nucleotide messenger RNA. RefSeq lists its product as hypothetical. NCBI's taxonomy places the organism in Eukaryota, Fungi, Basidiomycota, Exobasidiomycetes, Microstromatales. The record is from RefSeq and is a predicted model, not a curated record. The coding region runs from base 1 to 420 and encodes 139 amino acids. Gene Ontology annotation, molecular function: single-stranded DNA binding. Gene Ontology annotation, cellular component: CST complex. The transcript is spliced from 3 exons.
AUGGCUGGCCGACCAGGCCCAGCGGCCAUUCUACCACUCGAAGACAUACGGAUUGACCAUGCUGGGGCGAAGGUGCGGGUAGCUGGCUGCCUUGUGUCCUACGACGAGGCGACGUCACUGGGUCUCUUGUCUCACAAGCAAGCAACCCUGCUGGUGGAUCUCACUGCAUGUCUCCAGGACCUGCGGCUGGUCGACAAGCCCAUGCUCAUGCUGAUCGGCGAUCUGGAACGAUUUGAGAAUGAGCUGCCCGAGUCGCUACAUAUCGUCGAAGAUCGUGUAGCGCCUCCCAUCGAAGACCUGCUGUUGUGUGUGCAUCUGGUCAAGCGGUGCGAUGGGCUCGAUAUGCAGGUGUGGGAUGAGGCUGCCAGGAUGGAGAGUAGGGCGAGGUGGGAGCACCUCACAGCCGUCGAGCGAACAUGA